This is a messenger RNA of Megalops cyprinoides (Indo-Pacific tarpon), 6535 nucleotides long. RefSeq names its product pleckstrin homology domain containing, family G (with RhoGef domain) member 4 (gene plekhg4). NCBI's taxonomy places the organism in Eukaryota, Metazoa, Chordata, Actinopteri, Elopiformes, Megalopidae. Gene Ontology annotation, molecular function: guanyl-nucleotide exchange factor activity. The transcript has 24 exons. The coding region runs from base 104 to 6382 and encodes 2092 amino acids. The record is from RefSeq and is a predicted model, not a curated record.
CGAUCACCGAGCCGGAGACCUGCAGCCUGGGAUUCUCCUGGAGAGUGGAAAAUGAGUAAACUGGGGGGAAUCCAACACACAGCGAGGGCACAGCCACAACAAAAUGGACUCUAAAUCCCUGGACAGCUGCAUCCAGAGCGCCCUCUCGGCGCUGUACCCGCCCUUUGAGGCCACCGCCGCCACCGUGCUCUGCCAAGUCUUCGACGUGGUUGAGGGGACGUACCGCGGGGACGGCCUGCGCUACCUGAUCGACUUCCUGGUCCCGGCCAAACACAUCCUCCAGUGCAUUCAGCAGGAUGCCUGUUUCCCAUACGAUGGGUUCCUGUUCCGUCACGAAGGCUGGCCUUUGUGCAUCCAUGAGAAGAUCAUAAUCCAACUGUCCUCUCUGGACUGGCGUGUGCUGCGGCCUGGAGACUUCUAUCUGCAGGUGGCACCCUGCCUAAAGAGUACACCACGCAUAGUGCUCAAGUGCCUUGCCUGGGAGGGGCAGAAUGUGGAGGAGGUGGAGGUGCCUGAGAUAAGCUAUACCUCCAUCUUCACCAUGGACUGGCUGGACUCCAUCAACAGGGAGCGGAUGGGCACAGCCCUGGAGCACUGCCUCUUAGCUACGGACAGUGACAUAUUCCGCGUGCCCUGGGAAGACGUGGUCCACCCGGAGUUCAUUAACAAAGCUAAAAUGAUUGAGGGUGUGUCCCCGAUGGCCAAGGUUGUGGAUGGGGAACCGGUCCCCAGGGGGGUGCAGGACAGCCAACCUGAAGGAAGGGACAUGAGCCCCACUAUGACCCCACAGGAAGAGGACAGUCAGAUUCAAGGGGCCAAACUCCUUUCAUCGCAGAGACUGUUACAGAGGGACAACAGCAGCUGCCAGCAGGGAUCAGACAAUGCCCAGGAUGACUCCGACCCCGAAGGAGAAUACGUGGAGCUGGUUGACAUUACGCUCCCACGUUUCUCCCCCCAGAAGGGGUCGUUGACUCAGUCCAUCACCCUAAAUUACAAAAACCAAAAAACAAGGACUAACGGGCACACUCAGUCCAAAAUGCUGGAGUCCCCUUUCAAAAGUAACACUUCCUCUGCAACUGCGCUUUGUACAAACCUCAUCGAAGAUGACCUUAGUGACAGCCCUUCAAAACUCUCAGACUGUCCUGUUAUCUUAACCCCCACUAAGACAGAAGCUAUGAGCGAACCAUUGACAUCAAAGGACCUCACAUCCAUCUGUUUGGAAGGUACAGCUUUGGAGAGCAUUGCUGAUGUGUCUGAGUCUGAUAGGUCAGCUUGUGAUGUCCCUGUAGUUGUUAGCUUACAGAGCCACGGCAGUACCCUCAGCAUGCAGUCAGACAGCUCUGGCAUUCCUGCAGAUUUAAGAGAUCUGCUAUUGAGUCAUGGGGCCAGCUCAGUAGCUGCUGAAGAAUGCAGCGUGUUUCCAGGCGGAGCUGUUGAUGAGGGCAGCGGUAGUGAUUCAUUGCGCGGGGCCGAUGAGGCACACAGCCCGGGCGGUACUGCUGACAGGGCUGGUAACAGGCGUGACGGCGAGCCGACAGACCCAGAGCCUGUCCCCAUUGCUGUGAAUUCCCAGAGGCAGGCAGGCACACAAAGAGAGGGCAGUGAGGGUCAGGUCCAGGAAGAGUCCGAUGGUACAUCCCUCUCCCCCAUCCCACUCCAGACUCCACAGACAGACGUUCUGUUUGAGGAGGAUAAUCCUCUGUUUAGUGCACACACCACUCUGUCUUCUGGGACAGUGAAGGGUGAUCAUCUUAAAAGCGGCCCCACUGAAGUGGAAUCCGGCAUCCCUGGUUUCAGAGGCCUCACACCGGAACAGGUAGAGGACCAUGGCAGUAGCUGUGUCACAGAGCAGGGUCAGGUUACAGCUAAUGAGGGGAGUGAAGAAGUGACAGCAGGCAUGGACACAGGUUUCUCAGAUCAACAGGAUAGAGACUGUGAGAUUGAGGAAAAGAUGGAGUCAGGGUGGCCUGUUGAGGAAGGGGAGAGUGACUUGGGGCAGAGACAGGCAGAUCUGUCAGAGAUCAUACCCCAGCAAGGUGCGGUAGCAGCAGCAGCAGCAGCUCAGAGGGAGAACAGCAAAGGUGAGACUGGAGUGAUAGAAGACUGUAGGCAGCACAAGGAAGAGGAGGAGGAAGAGGAUAAGGAGGAGGAGGAGCAGCAGCAGGGAGGGAGUAGGAGCAUUACAGAAGGCUCAGGUCCAGAUCAGCCAGUAGCAGCUCAGAUAGAGAGCAGGGAGGGAGGCGCGGAUGGGCGUGUGGAAUGUGCCACGGACAGUGGGCAAAUCCCUUUUAACAACAGUGUUCCUGGUACUGAGUCAGGAGGGUCACAUGGCCCGGGGCUCCCGGCGAGCGGGGCUGGUUCCGGCGGACUGCACUCACAGCACACGCAGACACCGGAGGACACAGACUCUCUGCAGGAUGGCCAAGGCUCCCCAGCCACCAAUGUAGAGGGGCAGAGGCCAGAGGACGGGUGCAGGGGUGAAGCACAGACACAGAGGGUAGAGGCACAGACCUCUCAGUCUGACAUGACUCUGGACCUUAAGGGCUCCUCUGUAGGGGGAGAGCAAGGAGAAACCAACAAGUCUCAGCAGCAAGGCUCUGGUCAUGGAGAGGAGGUGAGACUGCUGCCUGGCAGUGAGCCCUCUGCUCUAGGGAAGCAAGUUGGUGACGACAGUGUGAUUGUGAAGCAGCAGGACUCUGUCUGUAUCUUACCAGCCCCUUCAAAGAGCCAGCCUGCUCUCACUGAGGCUCAUAAUAUCAACAGAGAUGUGCUCAACUCUGGAGUGCUGUGCUUGCCUGGUACGAGAGACAAAUGCGGGCGGGCCCUUGUGAUAGUGACCACUAGAAAUACAAUUUGGUUGAAUCCAAACUGCAACAGCAGUGAGCUUGUACGGAUUCUGUUAUACUUCUACACCAUAAUCAGGAAGGAAGUGAGUGGCCUCGGUUUGACUGUCCUGGUGGAUGCUCGUAGAUGUUCUCCUGUUCCUGCUCUUUUCAAAGCAUUUAAUAUCCUGCAGGAUGCUGUGCCUGGCUGUAUUCACACCGUUCUGCUGCUGGCUGAUAGAGACCUCACCUUCCGCAUGGAGAAGCCCUCUGCCAUGCAGUUUGAGCUCCUCACCUCGAUCAAAUCUCUGCACAAACACGUCGACAACACCCAGCUCCCAACUGAGUUUGAUGGCACCUUCCCCUUCUGCCACAACAGCUGGACCUGCUUUCGAACGAGAGUGGAGCAGUUGACCAGCAGCUGUGAGGAUGCCAUCAGCCUCCUGAAGAACAGCAUCUCCAGCUUGGAGGCCUCUACACUGCCAGCAACGGCUGAGGAAGCUCAGGUGUUACUGUGCAGGUACAGGGACCUGAUGCGCAGCGUGCUGGAGGACAGCAGGCUGGUGCGACUACAGCUAGAGGGAGGAGCCGCACUGUCCCGCCUCAGGAAGGAGGAAUCCAGCGUCAGUCUCACUGAGGACUACAGAGAUGCCAUCGAGACGGUCAGCAGGCUCUACAACCAGGUGGACGAGCUGGUGCACCGGCUGGUGAUGCUCUCUAACAAGUGCACCCAGGAACUGGAGUUCAUCAUGGAGUUUAAGACCCUGGAGGAAGGCUUCAAGGAGGUGAGAGGCUGGAUCGAGCAGGUGGGGGAGAACCGGCUUAAGACCCUAGGGGAGCUGGAGGAUUCCCUGGAACAGCUGCACAGAAAACAGGCCCUCUUCAAAGACUUCUACGCCGCUGCAUACGAGCACUGUAAGAGCGGGGAGGCCCUGCUGAAGAGGCUGGAGAGGUGGGAGGAUGUGUCCUCAGCGGAACUGCAGGUGUACGAGGUGAAGGUGCGCUCCUUCUGGGUGCACCUCAGGGACUUCUCCCAGAGGGUGGAGGACACCAAAGACAAAGUGGACAAGACUGUCAAACUCUACGAGUUCUUUGACAAGGCGUACGAGUGGGCACUAGAGGGCAUGCGCCACCUGGCCUGCAUCAGUAUGGAGGACUGCGGCAUGCCAGAGAAGUGCCACGCCGUCAUCAAAUGCCUGGAAGGUUACCGCCGGCAGCACCCCGAGAUCCCGGAUGCCCGGUUCCAGGAGAUGAAGGAGCUGGCGGGGGAGCUGAAGAGUGACAAGGGACUGAAGCAGUGGAAAUUCGCCUGGUCCAAGUGCCAGGAGACCAAGCAGAUGUUUGAGAAGAAGCUGGAGGCGGCGCUGCGGACACGUCGCUCCCUGCCUGUGGACAGCACCUCCGCAAAGGACAGCGUGGAGGCUGCGCCCAGGCGCCACUCAGAUGGAUCGGACCCCCUGCAGGGGCGUAGUAGCAGUGUGUCCUUCUCCUGCAGGAAGGCCUUCUCGGGGGGCUGGGGCAGAGACAGACUGGCCACGCUAUCCUCCGGGACACCCUGCAGUCCUGCCAGCAGCAGCCCAGAGGCUGGAGACAGUGGCUUCCUCAAAAGCCCCGCCUCUAGCCUGUUCAACAUGGACCAGAGAGUCCCCCGUACCCCCCCGAACUCCCACCGGCUGACCCGGAGCACCUCCACAGAUGAUUCUCCACAGAGAGCACGGUUGGAGGCCCAGGCCCGGGUCAGCUCCUCUACCUUCAGUCCGGGGCUUCCCAUCCUGGAGGCGGGCCGGCGUGUUCUGAGGAAAACGCAGAGCUUCGACGCACCCAGCACUGUGGAGGGGCCGCGCUAUGGGACCUGCCAGCGCACACUGAGUGAGCCGGCCAGGCGGGGCAACACUGGCGUCUUCAUCAAGGGCCUGGAGGUGAGCAGCACAGAGGUGGCAGACCGCUCCUACAGCCCCCGCCUGGCCGCUCACAGCUGGACCCCUUCAGACAGCCUGAGGAACAGCACCCCCGUCCCCGAAGCCAGAGCCAAGGGCAGUAAGCUGCGUCACAUCGUGGACGAGAUGGUGACAACAGAGCGGGAGUAUGUGCGGUCAUUGCGCUACAUUAUCGACCACUAUUUCCCUGAGAUGGAGCGGCUGGACCUGCCGCAGGACCUGCGGGGCAAGCGGAGUGUCAUCUUCGGGAACCUGGAAAAGCUGGUGGACUUCCACAGCCAGUACUUCCUCAAAGAGCUAGAGAGCUGCUGUAACCACCCCCUCCGCGUCAGCCACUGCUUCCUCCGACACCAAGACCAGUUUGGGCUGUAUGCCUUGUACAGCAAGAACAAGCCAAAGUCUGAUGCUCUGCUGGCCAGCCAUGGAAACUCCUUCUUCAGGAACAAGCAGCUGGAGCUGGAGGACAAGAUGGACCUGGCGUCCUACCUUCUGAAGCCCAUCCAGCGCAUGAGCAAGUACGCCCUGCUGCUCAAGGACCUGAUCAAGGAGGUCAGCGAGGCGCAGGAGCAGGAGCUGAGCUAUUUACGAGCUGCCGCCGAGAUGGUCAAGUUCCAGCUGCGCCAUGGCAAUGACUUGCUGGCAAUGGACGCCAUCCGUGAUUGUGACGUGAACCUGAAGGAGCAGGGGCAACUGGUUCGGCAGGAUGAGUUCACGAUCUGGUAUGGGAGGAAGAAGUGCCAGAGGCACGUCUUCCUGUUUGAGGACCUAGUCCUCUUCAGCAAGCCCAAGAGAAUCGAGGGAGGACUGGAUGUCUACAUCUACAAGCAUUCGUUUAAGACUGCUGACGUGGGGAUGACAGAGAACUCGGGUGAGAAUGGCCUGCGGUUCGAGAUUUGGUUCAGAAGAAGAACUUCAAAAAACCAGACGUACAUCCUGCAAGCUGGCACAGCAGAGAUCAAACACGCCUGGACAUCAGACAUCGCCAAGAUCCUCUGGCAGCAAGCCACCAGAAACAAAGAACUCCGAAUGCAGGAGAUGGUGUCAAUGGGUGUGGGGAACAAACCAUUCCUGGACAUAAAACCCAGCGAUGCUGCUAUCAACGACAGGGCCAUUGACUACAUAAUGAAGGGAAGAGGAGCCAGGACAAGGGCGUCGAUUGCGGUGUCUCUGUUCGACCACUCCAACCCUUUCAAGAGGGCUCAGGUGAACUCAUCAGUGAGUGGGGCUCCAUCGGCCAGUGGGCCCUCCUCUUCCUCCCUGCUGGGGCCCCUCAACCUGCACAUGUACAGCAGCCAGGCGCUCUUGCCCAGGGGGGAGAGGUCCUUCAUCAGCCCCUGCAUCGAGGAGGAUGAGCUGGAGCACGAGACUAGCAGCCAGCCCUCAAUGACCACGGAGAGCUCAGAGUCGUCGUCCCACUGCAUGUCCGGCAGCGGCUCCAGCGGUUCAGACAGCGGCUGUGUUUCCAGCCACCUCCCGGAGGCCCUGUCCGAGGAGCCUGGCUCCCCCUGCGAGCCCCCUUGCUACUCUGCCGUGAACUCCCCCAUCGAGGACAAGCCGUGCUUCAACAGCCAGUACAUUUCGGCAAAAGCAGGCCAAAUCAUAAGCCCAUCCACUAUAGUGUGAGCGCUGUUACCCUGCUUUAAGUUUAAAGUCCACCAGCUCUCAUCAGCAAGUGUUUUCACAAGAGGAAGAGAGUUCCAAGUAUUUAUUUUUCCUCAUUUAGCCAGCAUAUCUCAUCUCAAAUGGACACUGAAAGAGCUGCAAAUGAGCACUGUU